This is a messenger RNA of Xenopus laevis (African clawed frog), 2444 nucleotides long. RefSeq names its product farnesyltransferase, CAAX box, beta L homeolog (gene fntb.L). Gene Ontology annotation, molecular function: catalytic activity; zinc ion binding; protein prenyltransferase activity. NCBI's taxonomy places the organism in Eukaryota, Metazoa, Chordata, Amphibia, Anura, Pipidae. The transcript is spliced from 14 exons. Bases 200 to 1936 code for a protein of 578 amino acids. The record is from RefSeq and is a predicted model, not a curated record. Gene Ontology annotation, biological process: prenylation. Gene Ontology annotation, cellular component: protein farnesyltransferase complex.
CUUUAAAGAGGGCCCAUUCGUGCUGCACUUCCUGGAUUAGCUGGGCCAUUUCAGUCAGCAAAUGGAAGCCAAAAGCCAUUGAUUGGAGCCAAAGCUGUCGUAUGGAACUGAAAGCUGCCGAAUGGAGCAGAAGAAGUUUAAAGUUGAAGGCUAUUUUACUAGUGGUUAGCUGUCUGCUGCUGCCUUCAGCUCUACAAACAUGAAUGACAGCAGGGAACAAGAAUUAUUUUGGAACAUGGAAGAACAAGGACUAAGGAUAUUGAAUGUGACUGGAAAUCAGCAAAUAUUCAUUGGUUAUUUCAUCGAAGCAGCUGCAGAUGUGCUCCUGGUCAUUGUUAUGCUGUCUCUGGGAUGUACUCUGGAGAUUUCAGAAAUAAAAAAACAUCUCCUAAAGCCGAAAGGAAUUGGGAUAGCCUUAUUUUCCCAGUAUGGAAUCAUGCCCCUCACAGCCUUCAGUCUGGUCCAUAUUUUCCAACUAACUACAACAGAGUCGGUCACCGUUCUGAUAUGUGGCUGCUGCCCUGGAGGAAUGCUUUCCAGUGUCUUCACAUUGGCAUUAAAGGGUGAUAUGAACCUCAGCAUAUUGAUGAACAUUGUUUCAACUGUCCUUGCCCUGGGAAUGAUACCUUUACUCCUCCUUAUCUAUUGUCUUGGAUUAGGCCUUGAACCGAUACAUAAUGCUGUUCCAUUUGAAAAGAUCAUAGAGAUCUUGGUACUGACAAUCUUUCCUUGCUGCACUGGUAUUUUAAUAAAAACCAAGAGACCUCAAUAUGCCAGUUGGGUUGUUAAGAAAAAAGUGGAGAAUAAUAUCAGUGCUCUGUUCAGCGCCUACAAGAAAAACCAAGGAAAGAUCCAGCUUGUUCUGGAGAGAGAGUCACACGCUCAUUACUUAAGGAAGGGCCUACGGUACCUGUCAGACUCCUAUGAGUGUUUGGAUUCCAGUCGUCCCUGGAUCUGUUAUUGGAUAGUACAUAGUAUGGCGUUGCUAGAUGAGCCGAUUCCCGAGUCUUUGGCAUCUGACGUUUGCCAGUUUCUAAUGCACUGUCAGGACCCCAAUGGUGGAUUUUGUGGAGGUCCUGGGCAACAGCCCCACCUUGCACCCACAUUUGCAGCCGUUAAUGCUCUGUGCACUAUUGGGACAGACGAGGCCUUUGAUGUCAUUAACAGGGAAAAGCUGUUGGCAUUCUUGUGGUCUCUGAAACAAGCGGAUGGCUCUUUUACUAUGCACAUCGGCGGGGAAGUUGACGUCAGAAGUGCCUAUUGUGCUGCCUCAGUGGCAUCACUUACCAACAUCAUGACCUCAGAGCUGUUUGAUGGCACUGCUGAGUGGAUUGCAAGGUGUCAAAACUGGGAAGGUGGCAUUGGUGGGGUCCCAGGCAUGGAAGCACAUGGUGGAUAUACGUUUUGUGGAUUGGCUGCAUUGUUUAUUUUACAAAGGGUUCAGCUGCUGGAUCUGAGAAGCUUACUGCGAUGGGUUACAUGCAGACAAAUGAGGUUUGAAGGUGGAUUCCAGGGUCGCUGUAAUAAGCUGGUGGAUGGGUGCUACUCAUUUUGGCAAGGUGGAUUGUUGCCUCUUCUUCACAGAACUCUCCAUGCUGAAGGUGACUCUGCAAUCAGCUUAGGCAACUGGAUGUUUGAUGAGCAAGCUCUGCAAGAAUAUAUAUUACUGUGCUGCCAGUGCCCCAGUGGUGGCUUGCUUGAUAAACCUGGCAAAUCUAGAGACUUUUACCAUACUUGCUACUGUCUGAGUGGGUUAUCCAUAGCACAACAUUUUGGCAGUGGGGACAUUUUACAUGAAGUCAUAGUGGGAGUAGCAGAAAACCGAUUGCAACCGACCCAUCCUGUGUACAACAUUGGACCUGAUAAAGUGGCUCAGGCAGUUGUGCAUUUCAUGAAGAAGGCAGUUCCAGAGACUCCAAACUCCAGUAAAAACUAGAAGAAUAUUGGUAAAGCCAGAGAAAAAAAAAAAACCACCUACUAGCAUCACCAUCCAGCCAACAUCACAAGGGCCAUACAUCCUAUGCAAUAAGGCAGAAAAACGGUUCUCUAGUGUCUUAUGGCAUGCCCUUUUGUUGGCAGAAAGAUCAGCAAACGAUGAGGGGUUUUCUAGGAUUUCUACUAGUAACCUAAUAAAUGCUUCACUGUGUGUAAAAGUAUAUGUAAUACCAAAGCAUGGAAACAUCCAAAACCAGCAGGGACUAACAGCAAUUUACAUACAUUUAAUACUGAAAUGACAUUUGCUUAUUGCGGGGGUUUGGAUUAUUAUUUCUGUCUUUAGAAUGAUGUUCCCUUGUACUGGAUUCUCAUAUGUUAAACGCAUCUUUUCAAGCGCUCAGAAGAACAGCAGAAGUGUCUUAGUUCCAGGUAAUGAAGAUUGAUGACAUUUAGCACUUAUAUAGCAGACGGAUGCCGGAUAGAUUGUGAACUCUGCUGCAGCUUAAGGG